AGUUUUAGGUUAUUCAUAAAUUUAUAUUACAGUUGUAACAUACUUUUUCUAUUCUUUGAAAAUAUUAAUACCUAUAUCAAUUCAGUUCAUAACAAUUUGACUGACAAUAGAAAACGAAAGGAUUACAACAAGAAAGAGAGAUUAAUGAUUGACUAACAUAAUAAACUUUGAGUUAUUAACUUAUGAAAAUUUCUAGUGCUGCUAUAAUUUUAUUUUAAAAAUCUCUAAUAUUUUAUCAUUUCUUUCCAACAGCUUAAAACCUUUUUUAACAGAUACUAGGAUGUUUAAUUGUGGUUGAUAAAUAAAUAAAGUUCAAAAUUAAGGUUAGGUUCGUGAUGCCUGAACAGAAAACAUGGAAAUGUAUUUAAUCUUUAUAAUUUAAUCAAUGUAGGUUAAACUUUUCUACAAUUAUUGUGGUACAAUAUUGGCCUAGUAUCCUAUAAGUGAAUAGAGUUUAUUAUAAAUUAGUUAAAAUCAGAUUAUGUUGUUUAUCUAGCUUGAACGAUUAUAAUUUUGUAUUUACUUCAGUUUGUUAAAAUUCAUAAUACAUAUUGGUGAUCUGAGAUAGAUUAAUUGCUAUUCGACAAAUCACAAAUUACAAUGUCUGUCGCUGAGUUCCUCAAAGGCCUUCCGUCUUAUGACGAGAACAAUUUUGCAAGAUUUCAUACGGAUAGCAGUAGUCGAAAUAGCAUGAGACGUCCAUCGUUAUACCUCUCAACAAAAGACCAUCCAUCAGAACAGAUUAUUGUAACAGAGAAGACAAAUAUCCUGCUAAGAUAUCUACACCACCAAUGGGACAAAAAGUCUGCGAUGAAGAAGCGCGAUCACCUCUCUUUGGAUGACGAAUCAGGCUGCCGAAAAAAGCCUCGCAUCGAUUUGUGAAGCUCUCUCCCUCAUCUAUCGAUUCCUGCUUCAAAACUGACUAAAACUAUCGUCAUUGAAGAUAAGACUAUGCAUUUCGAGUGUGAAAUCAUUAUUCGUUUUGACUUAUUCAAUAUUUAGUGACAUUGUAUAUCAAGUGUGACCUUCCAAAAUGAUUGUCAAAGUGACUUUUCAUAAUAUUCAUACUUUGAAUAUCUUAUUUUUCGUAUAUUGCUUCGUUAACUGAAUCAAUUAAGUUGUUUAGUACAAAAUAUUUUUUCAGUUUCAAAUUAUGAAUUGAUUUUUUUUCUCUGUUAUCUUUUAGCACUUCUAUUCGGCUCAUUUGUCCCUAAAGAUCUAACUAGAUGCUACUUUUUUGCAACAUCCAUUGCAUAAUAUGCAUUGUAAGUGCUGUUUAGACAAUCCGGAAGUAAGAGAGCCCCUAUUAUGGCCAAUGACUAUCUCUCCUUAUUUUAUAUUCAUUUUCAAUUCAAUUGACUGUAAGGAAAUUCCAAAAAAAGGACACACAUCUCAAUACUAGGCCAACAAUAGUUAUUUAACAAAAAAAGCUGAAACAAAUAGAAGACUAACCAAUUUGGUGAACAACUUUUAAGCCUACUUUGUUUGUGAAAAUUUGAAUGCAAUUAUUCUUUAUAUGAAUUUGAUUAAUAAGGCUUUUGAUGAAAACAACUGUAACUUUCAAUUAUAUUCCUGUGUUUCUGUGGAUAAAUAUUUAUGAUGGUAAACAUUCAUGACCUUCACAAGCCUAAGAAAUUGAAGCGUUACAACUAUUAAUCAAUAAGGAAACUAUUAAGCGUUAUUUAUCAAUAAUUCUUCAAGUGUGCCCUUUCGAAUAAUAUACGGUAACAAAGUAACAUUGGGAUGUCUCAUUUGAAUAUAAAUAAGAUGAAUAAUCUUGAAAUUGUGAAUAAUCAAAAAUAAAUAUUGUUAAUAAUCUAAAAAUAAAUCAAUAAGUCUUGAAAGAAAAGUACAAAUUUUGAAAAGUUUUUUCAACUAUCAAAAGAAUGUAUGAGCAAUAAUUUAUUAAUAUGAUUGAUUUUAAACUAUACGAUUCAUCAUUGAACUGGAUCCUUUACCAGUCAUCAUAGUAAUCAUAGUACUCCUCUUAGUGUAAUAGUUUUUGUAUAACCUAUUCAAAAGUUUUUUUUUUUUUUUUGAAAACACGUAUUUUGAUGGGAUAUGCCUUCGAAACGACCUCGCGCGCUCUGAAUUUCGUGAAAAUCAAUUUUCGAGGUGGUUAUUAUAUCUGAAUAGUAAUAUAUUACUAUUAAUAUAAUACUAAAUAAAACUUAUCAAGUUGAUUAAAGUAGUUUGCUAGAACUAUCAUCUUACAUGUAUAGAGGAUACAUCUUGUGAACUCCGGUGGUCCAUUGAAAAUUUUAUAGGCCCAUUUUCAAUUCAAUUUUCACUUUUAAAAUUCGUAUAAUUACAGUUUUCUAGAAUCUACCUAAUCUCAUCUUUUAGAUAUUUCGCUUUCAUUCUAUUUGGAUUCCAAAUCAGAUCUUUUACUUUUGAAGUCUCAUUGACAUCUACUGAUCCAAGAAAAGCACUCCACAUACAUCGUAUGAUUCGUCUAUUCUUAUCAUACAGAUAUAGCCUACCCUCUCACUUUCAGCUAAAACUCUGCUCAAUUUCUCCCAUUUUUAUUUUCAUAAUCAAUAUUUAUCAUAGUGUGGAAUUAUCUACUUGUAUAUUUACAAAGUAAGAAUGAAAUUCUAUGUUCUUUAAUCAGUUCCUAAUUCACAUACAUCGUUGUUAAUGCCUAAAUUUAGAUAAAUUCUUACAAAACAUAUUCCCACCGACUACCGUUCUCUAAAUAUUUAUAAAUAUUCUGUUAUUCUCCGAGAAGACUAUGAUUUACCGGGCUGUGUAGCUCCGUGUAUUUUCGGUAGAUACGAAAAUUCAUAUUUGAAUUACAUAUAAGAAUUCUUUCCGUGUUUCUCUAGAAUAUUUAGAUGCAAAUGAGACUUCAAGUGCAACAACUAAAUCCAUAACUCAAGAAUUUUUAAAACAACAUAGUUUGUAAUUUAUUCAUUCCUUACAUAUCAUUUCGAGCACUUGACCAGUUUAGUGUUUUCACUAGUCACUAUGAAAGUUUUCAACAACUAGGUUAAAAAUAUAUAUUCCUCCUAUUUAUAACAGUGAAUUAGUUUCUUGGUUUCACUUUUUUACACAGUAUUACAAAAAACUGUUAAAUGCUCGAAAAUAAAUAAAAAUGAAUUAAUAUAAUUUGUAAUUAAAAUAAUAAAUUAAAUGAAUAGUUUAAUAAUUAAUUGAAUUAAUAAUUCAACUUAAUUCAAAUUAAAAUAAUAAAAAUUCCAAUGAUAUUUUCAAGGUUAUGUUACAGAUUUACUCCGAUGUAUAAAUUAUAAAGUAAAAUAAAUAAAUUAUCAUUAAUAAAUCAAAUAGAAUUAAUAAAUUAUCAUCUUAUUUUGAACUGGUAUUAAUCUAAAUUUUGAAAAGGAGUAUUAAAGGGUAUUUUUGAGGAAUAUUACAUGAUUCGUCUUUUUUUCUCUCUUCCAAUAUUAUGUUAAUUAUAAGUGAGUUUGUACAAAUUGAUUAAUAAAUAAUAAAAUGACAUAGAUUUGCUUCCAUUUUAUCCCGUGAUCUUGUUUUGAAUCAUUAUAAGUUGGAUAUAAAAUCCAACAGACAAGAGAUCCUUUAUUUCAAUAAUUGUUAAGCUUUCAGACACUUGUGGUCUAUUCUGACGGCCCAAAUCUGAUCAUUUAUUAAAUCAAGCAAAGGAAUUUGAGUUUUACUCCAUAUUUGUUAUCAAUCAAUUUUACAAACAACCAUUCAGCUCUAGUGAGUUGUAACCAAGAUACAUGAAUAAUUAUUCUAUAAUUCUCACUAUUUAAAAGAUUUGUAGAGAAAUCAAAUAAGGAUUAUGGUUGUGCACCUCGCUUUUGAAACUUUUUAUUGAUGACAUUUUUUAAAGUAAAAUCCAUAAUAGAUUCUGAUACCUUCUAAUAUUUGUCACCUCAGAGUUUCAAUUGAAGGGAAAUUUAUUCCAGUUUACCUGGGAUAUUUUUUCAAAAUGGAAUACAUUUUCCUGGAAUUGAUAUUCUGAGGAAUCAAAUAUAUGUCAUGAGUUGAACAGUAUCUUGGAAAAUGUAUCCUCAAAAUUUCAGGUAUUCACUUGCCACCAAUUCGGAAAUGAAUCUCCCUCAAGAUUACAGUUUUAAGCGCUGAUAUCUAAAAAAGUAAAAACCAUAAGUUUUUGGUAACUAGAUAGUAUCGAAACAAUCAAAAUACUUUGAAAAAUGUCACCAGUAAAAGAUUCCAAACGCGUGGUGCUUGAAAACCUCCUGUAUAAAAAUUUAUUUUUCAUAAACAGUUUUCUAGAAGGAAGUCACACUUGAUAAUCAGUUCUAUAUUCCUGAAGUGAUUGUGAUUCGGAGAAAAGAACUCACAUUGUGGAUGUAUUCUCAAUUCAUGGCAGCAUGAAAACUAUUUUCAGGUACUGUGAAUUUUAUUUUGUAUGAUUUGUAUUCGAUCACUCUAGUUUUACUAGCCUACCUAUCUUGUGUAUUGUAUUUUCUAUUACUGUAUUAUGAAAGUAAUUGAGGGUAUUUCGAAAUAAAUAUUCCUUAAAAUAGUGA
Molecule: messenger RNA, 4484 nt
Organism: Nilaparvata lugens (brown planthopper)
Lineage: Eukaryota; Metazoa; Arthropoda; Insecta; Hemiptera; Delphacidae
Product: DET1- and DDB1-associated protein 1
Exons: 4
Coding region: 601-882 (93 amino acids)
Biological process (GO): positive regulation of proteasomal ubiquitin-dependent protein catabolic process
Cellular component (GO): Cul4-RING E3 ubiquitin ligase complex
Source: RefSeq, a predicted model, not a curated record